AUGCUUCCUUAUCUACUAUUAGUGAUCGCGCUUUCGAUAAUCGUCUACUUUAAGGACAUUUCGCCAAUUGGAUCUGCCAUUGGAUUCUCCAUCAUUGGAUAUGUGACGGUCGAUGCCUUGAUUCCAAGAGUCAGCGAUUCGUUUAUCAAGAUUGGUCUGUUUGGUAAAGACUUGAGCAAGCCUGGAAGACCAGUGAUCCCUGAAAGCAUCGGGUCUGUAUCUGCCACGGUGUACCUUUUCAUAAUGUUCUUUUCUAUUCCCUUUAUGUUUUACAAGUACCUGGUCACAACGUCUGGCGGCGGUUACAGAGAUGUGGUAGCCCAACAACAGACCCAGGAGCAAUUGUUCCCACAUGGUAAGUUAAGCGAGUUUUUGAGCGCGUUGUUGUGUCUAGAAUCGACAAUUUUGUUAGGUGCUGCCGACGAUUUGUUUGAUAUUCGCUGGAGACACAAGUUCUUCUUGCCUGCCAUCGCUGCAAUUCCCUUGCUUAUCGUCUAUUAUGUGGACUUCAGCGUAACUUAUGUGUUAAUUCCUAGAUUUGUUCAAGAAUUUUUAAACACAACGAUGACCUCAGUUGAUUUGGGGGCAUUGUACUAUGUGUACAUGGCAUCUGUUGCCAUAUUUUGCCCAAAUUCUAUCAAUAUUUUAGCCGGUGUGAAUGGUUUGGAAGUGGGACAGAGUAUUGUGCUAGCAUUCAUAUUUUUGAUCAACGAUAUUCUAUAUUUGACCAUGGGCGUCAACGAACACGCUCAAGAAUCGCAUCUCUUUUCCCUGUUAUUGAUCAUCCCAUUCUUAGGAGUAUCAAUUGCUUUAUUUAAAUGGAACCGUUGGCCAGCAAAAGUGUUUGUUGGUGACACAUACUGCUACUUCGCAGGGAUGGUAUUUGCAGUUGUAGGAAUUUUGGGUCAUUUCUCAAAGACUACUCUUUUGUUCUUCUUGCCUCAAAUAUUCAACUUCCUAUACUCAGCACCGCAGUUAUUCGGACUUGUGCCAUGUCCAAGACAUAGAUUACCAAAGUUUCAUGAAGAAGACUGGCUCAUGUAUACUUCGAGAGCCGAAUUCAAGGAGAAGAAGCCCAAGAAGAUUGUAUCGACAAUGUUAAAGAUAUUGUACAAAUUUAAACUGAUCGAUAUAAACAUAGAUCCAAAGACUAAUGAAAUAUUGGAUUGCAGCAACAUGACCUUGAUCAAUUUGAUCAUUGUUUGGUUUGGACCCAUGAGAGAGGAUAAACUAUGCAAUACUGUACUCUUGUUGCAAUUCUCCAUUGGACUAGCAGCCAUUUGUCUAAGACACUUACUGGGAUCACUACUAUUUGGUAACGAUAAUUUAUGGAAAGUAGUAUAA
Messenger RNA from Kluyveromyces marxianus DMKU3-1042, 1344 nucleotides. It is a transcript of the gene ALG7, whose product is annotated as UDP-N-acetylglucosamine--dolichyl-phosphate N-acetylglucosaminephosphotransferase. Gene Ontology annotation, cellular component: membrane. Gene Ontology annotation, molecular function: UDP-N-acetylglucosamine-dolichyl-phosphate N-acetylglucosaminephosphotransferase activity. Lineage: Eukaryota; Fungi; Ascomycota; Saccharomycetes; Saccharomycetales; Saccharomycetaceae. Gene Ontology annotation, biological process: dolichol-linked oligosaccharide biosynthetic process; protein N-linked glycosylation. The transcript has a single exon. The record is from RefSeq and is a predicted model, not a curated record. The coding region runs from base 1 to 1344 and encodes 447 amino acids.